Molecule: messenger RNA, 4712 nt
Organism: Physeter macrocephalus (sperm whale)
Lineage: Eukaryota; Metazoa; Chordata; Mammalia; Artiodactyla; Physeteridae
Gene: TSHR
Product: thyroid stimulating hormone receptor
Exons: 13
Coding region: 365-2761 (798 amino acids)
Biological process (GO): activation of adenylate cyclase activity; hormone-mediated signaling pathway; adenylate cyclase-activating G protein-coupled receptor signaling pathway
Cellular component (GO): plasma membrane
Molecular function (GO): thyroid-stimulating hormone receptor activity; G protein-coupled peptide receptor activity
Source: RefSeq, a predicted model, not a curated record
CCCAGCGGUCCGGGUUUGCGCUGAAGUUGGGGAGCCGUGAGGAUCCCCCCGUGGGUGUCGCGCCCCGGCCUCUGCCGCACCUCGGGCCGGCAAGCCACGUGUGCCCGCCUCCGACCCUCGGCAGAAGCGUCCUAGGCCAGGAGCUGAAGUUCUGCGGCACCGGCGUCCGCCCCGGGACGGUCCUUUCCGCUGCAACUUUCUCUGGAUAGAGGCCUCCUCUUUGGUGCUGAAGUCACGACCCCAUCGAUUUCUCCUUCCUCCCACACCUCCCGCUCUCCUUCAGCCUGAGGGAACCCGAGGCGCAGAGGGCUGAGAAUGAGGCGAUAGUGGAGGAUGAAGACAUAGUCUUGGAGCCCCGAGGACAAUGAAGCCGACGCCCCUGCUGCCGCUGGCGCUGCUUCUUGUCCUGCCCAGGAGCCUGAGGGGGAAAGGGUGUCCUUCUCCGCCCUGCAAAUGCCACCAGGAGGACGACUUCAGAGUCACCUGCAAGGAUAUCCACCGCAUCCCCAGCUUACCGCCCAGUACGCAGACACUGAGUCCUUUAUCUACCUUGGGUAUUAAUGCUUUGGUAUACAAUUGGAAGUUUAUAGAGACUCAUCUGAAAACCAUUCCCAGUCAUGCAUUUUCAAAUCUGCCCAAUAUUUCCAGGAUCUACUUGUCAAUAGAUGCAACUCUGCAGCGGCUGGAAUCACAUUCCUUCUACAAUUUGAGUAAAAUGACUCACCUAGAGAUUCGGAAUACCAGAAGCUUAACUUACAUAGACCGCGGCGCCCUAAAAGAGCUCCCCCUUCUAAAGUUCCUUGGCAUUUUCAACACUGGACUUAGAGUAUUCCCAGACCUGACCAAAGUUUAUUCCACUGAUGUAUUCUUCAUACUUGAAAUUACAGACAACCCCUACAUGACUUCGAUCCCUGCGAAUGCUUUUCAGGGCCUGUGCAAUGAAACCUUGACACUGAAACUAUACAACAAUGGCUUUACUUCAAUCCAAGGACAUGCUUUCAAUGGGACAAAGCUGGAUGCUGUAUCUCUGUGGUCCCCCGUGUCCAUGACGGAGCAUACUUUGUGUCUAAGAGCUGCUAGACUGGUUCAGCCAUACUGUUACCUGAACAAGAAUAAAUACCUGACAGCUAUUGACAAAGAUACAUUUGGUGGAGUUUACAGUGGACCAACCUUGCUGGAUGUCUCUCAUACCAGUGUUACUGCCCUGCCACCCAAAGGCCUGGAACACCUGAAGGAAUUGAUAGCAAGAAACACUUGGACUCUAAAGAAACUUCCACUUUCCUUGAGUUUCCUUCAUCUCACACGGGCUGACCUUUCUUAUCCGAGCCACUGCUGUGCUUUUAAGAAUCAGAAGAAAAUCAGAGGAAUCCUUGAGUCUUUAAUGUGUAAUGAGAGCAGUAUUCGGAGCCUGCGUCAGAGAAAAUCUGUGAAAGCUUUAAAUGGUCCCUUCGACCAAGAAUAUGAAGAGGUUCUGGGUGACGGCAGCUCUGGGUACAAGGAAAACUCCAAGUUCCAGGAUACCCACAGCAACUCUCAUUAUUACGUCUUCUUAGAAGAACAAGAGGAUGAGAUCAUUGGUUUUGGCCAAGAGCUCAAAAACCCCCAGGAAGAGACCCUACAGGCCUUUGACAGCCAUUAUGACUACACUGUGUGUGGGGGCAGUGAAGACAUGGUGUGUACCCCCAGGUCGGAUGAGUUCAACCCCUGUGAAGACAUAAUGGGCUACAAAUUCCUGAGAAUCGUGGUGUGGUUUGUUAGUCUGCUGGCUCUCCUGGGCAAUGUCUUUGUCCUGGUCAUCCUCCUCACGAGCCACUACAAACUGACUGUCCCUCGCUUUCUCAUGUGCAACUUGGCCUUCGCAGAUUUCUGCAUGGGGAUGUACCUGCUCCUCAUCGCCUCCGUAGACCUCUACACUCAGUCUGAGUACUACAACCACGCCAUCGACUGGCAGACAGGCCCUGGGUGCAACACAGCUGGUUUCUUCACCGUCUUUGCCAGCGAGUUGUCAGUGUACACACUGACAGUCAUCACCCUGGAGCGCUGGUACGCCAUCACCUUCGCCAUGCGCCUGGACCGCAAGAUCCGCCUCAGGCACGCCUGCGCCAUCAUGGUUGGGGGCUGGAUUUGCUGCUUCUUGCUCGCCCUGCUCCCUUUGGUGGGAAUCAGCAGCUACGCUAAGGUCAGUAUCUGCCUGCCCAUGGACACCGAGACUCCUCUUGCCCUGGCAUAUAUUAUCCUUGUUCUGUUGCUCAACAUAGUUGCCUUUAUCAUCGUCUGCUCCUGUUACGUGAAGAUCUACAUCACAGUCCGGAAUCCCCAGUACAACCCGGGGGACAAAGACACCAAAAUUGCCAAGAGGAUGGCUGUGCUGAUCUUCACUGACUUCAUGUGCAUGGCGCCAAUCUCAUUCUAUGCUCUGUCAGCACUUAUGAACAAGCCUCUCAUCACCGUUACCAACUCCAAAAUCUUGCUGGUUCUCUUCUACCCACUGAACUCCUGUGCCAAUCCAUUCCUCUACGCCAUUUUCACCAAUGCCUUCCAGAGGGAUGUGUUUAUCCUGCUCAGCAAGUUUGGCAUCUGUAAACGUCAGGCUCAGGCAUACCGGGGUCAGAGAAUUUCUGCAAAGAACAGCACCGGUAUUCAGGUUCAAAAGGUUACCCAAGACAUGAGGCAAAGUCUCCCCAACAUGCAGGAAAACUAUGAACUGCUUGAAAACUCCCAUCUAACCCCAAAUAAGCAGGACCAAAUCUCAAGAGUAUAAGCAAACAGUUUUGUAAGUGGUAGGGGGACUUAGGCUGGUUUCUUGAGCAUGCAUUCCAACCACUGACACAACACACAGCUGACCCAACCUGCAGGUAGUGUUCAGCUCUGGAGAGGGACUAGCAUUAACCUAAUCAUUGCCUCCAAGAAGGAAGAGAGGCUACCGACAUGUCUGAAUCCCAGGUGAUAUCAAAGUAAUGUAUACUUUCUGGAAGAGUUGCUGGAUGCUAAGUGCAGUGAUGACAUUGUAUAAAAUGCUUAAUAAAUAUCAACUGAGCCAUGUUGACAUUGAGCUUUCUCACUUUCAUAUGGCAUUUCAUACUAAAGAUUCAGCAAAUGGCAAAUGCUAUUAACUUGGUUGGUGACCACAAGAUAAAACUGGCCCCAUGUUGGUUUAGUUCCACUUCAUGUUCCCUGAUACAACCCAAGAGAAUCUGAGUCCCUAGAAACUGAAAAGUCAAACAGAACAUCAUGCAAGGAACAGCUAUUUUGACACAUGAAGGAGGGGGAAGGUGUAGAUUUGAGUUGUUUUUUCAGUCUCUGAAACUUAAUCAUCUCUUCACAAGAAUCUACCUGAUGUGACCCAACUGUUGCCUGGAAAAACUGGCAAGAUUUCAGCUGUUGUGGCUGAGCAAACUAAGAAUUACUCUUCUUGGCCAGUCUUCUGGCAUUAAAGAUGUGAACUCUAGAAAGGACUUAUAAAUAGUGACAAAUGGGAAUUAUGAGUGGGGCACACUAGAUCUCCCACUGAUUAAUAAAGCAGGCUGGACACUAGUUUACUUUUGGAUCUGGGGCAAAUUACUGGGCCUCUAAAGUCUGUAGAAAUGAAGGAGCUUGAUGGCCUCUUCCAGUUUUAAAACUCCAUGUAUAUCCCUUUCCCUCAAAACAUAGGUUGCCAUGACAAAGAGAAAGAAAAACAAUAAGGAAGCAGAAUCUGUUUUUCCUAUCUUGUAGAGCUGUCAUCUCCUUCUCUUUGGAGCCUAGACAUAUGACCCAGGAAAUUUUUUCUUUGUUUCAUUUUUGGUUAUGAUGUCUGAACCAGAAAUUCUAUUGAGUGACCAUAUUGAGUUGGCUCUGAACCACCCAUCUAAUUAUUAGAUCUACACAGCUAUAAUUAUCAGGCCAAAACCAGAUUGAUAUUCACACAAUAGAAUUAGGGUUAGGGUGGUUUUGCAAAUGCUUGUUAUUUAGAGUUACUACUUCACUGUGCAGGUUCACUUGAAACAUUUAACUUGUCUUCAGGGAUUGGUUUCUUUACCUAGCCUUUUCUGACCCACAAUACAGUACUAAAGAGAGGUUUCUUCUCUCUGAAACAGCCAGCUCUUUCCAACCUUGUUGACCACUGGACAUAAAAUCUUUAUGCUCUAACAGUGCUCCCUGACUUAAUAUGGUCAAGAUUUUUAUCUAUAGAUGUAUUCUCCAGGUUAUCUGUCAAGACAGUCCUUUGAUUUCAUCCCAAAGAGAGAUGGCAUUUGCUUCUCAGUGCUCAUGAACCACACUGUGCAUUAAAACCACAGCAUGAAUUAAAAGCUUGUGUUAGGUCUAUGGAGUGGGGCAAGUGGGCCCAGUGGGUCCCCAGAGAUGGUGACCCUGACUUACCUGGAAUCUCUCAAUAGCCAUACCCAUUCCUGAUUAUCAAUGAGACAUGGAUUAGAUGUCUUAGUAGAAAUAUUACACACACCUAAAAUCAUGACUAAUCCACCAGUUCACUUGUAACUAAUGAAAUUAAACAAAUGUGUUACCUUUGACAUGUAUUUCUCAUCUGUAACAUUUUGAAAUACCACAUCCUGAUAAAUAAUGUGUUUUAUCUUGAGUAGUUGAAAUAAUGCUUUGGAAACAGUCCUAGAAAAGUAACUUCUACAGAAUUGUUGCUAAAAUUUGCAUUUGCAACAUGAAGUAAAUUUUCUUCCUAUGAGAUGACUAUGCUGAGUCCUAAAGUAUUGCUUUUUGUA